AGCGUCUGAUGAGCUCAACGGUCCCCAGGAAGCAGCGAUGCUUAUUUGGGUAUUUUAUAGCGAUAAAGACGAGGUGAAGCGCGGAUUUUCGAGGUCAGGCGGAACAAAUGGAGACAGCUGAAUAUUUUGAAAUUAUUUCUCUCACGCUUGGUGUCAAAUGGAGGAGACUUUUGUCAUGAUUUGGCAUUGAUUUGGCGAUGUUUACUGUGCAGCCCGAUAAGUUCCCCUGAAGAGUAACGGGAGCCUCUAGCCUUCAGCUGCCUUAAUAUUAGGCAGUAAAAUACAGAAGAAAAGACAAUUAUAAUUAUUUCUUCUGGGUUGUGGGGCUGGCGGCAAGCCAAUAAUUUACUCUGGAGCCGGAAACGGAGGAUAGUAUGGCCAUGACGGGAGGGACUGCAGCUGCCCUACCCAUGAGCAACCACACCCGUGAGAGGGUGACCGUGGCCAAGCUGACACUGGAGAACUUCUACAGCACUCUGCUCACCCAGCACGAGGAGCGGGAGAUGAGACAGAAGAAGCUGGAGAAGGCCAUGGAUGAGGAGGGUUUGCCUGAUGAGGAGAAAGUAAUGCGUCGCUCGCAGCAUGCCCGUAAGGAGACUGAGUUUUUGCGGCUGAAGAGGACGCGGCUCGGCCUGGAUGACUUUGAGUCUCUUAAAGUUAUUGGGCGAGGUGCUUUUGGAGAGGUCCGUUUGGUGCAGAAAAAAGACACGGGGCACAUAUACGCCAUGAAGAUUCUGAGAAAAGCCGACAUGCUGGAGAAAGAACAGGUCGCUCAUAUCCGAGCAGAGCGGGAUAUUCUGGUGGAGGCAGACGGCGCCUGGGUGGUUAAGAUGUUUUACAGCUUCCAGGACAAGAGGAACCUCUACCUCAUCAUGGAGUUCCUACCUGGAGGCGACAUGAUGACUCUGCUGAUGAAGAAGGACACUCUGUCCGAAGAGGCCACCCAGUUCUACAUCGCAGAGACGGUCCUGGCCAUCGACUCCAUCCACCAGCUGGGCUUCAUCCACAGAGACAUCAAACCAGACAACCUGCUGCUGGACUCCAGGGGACACGUGAAGCUGUCAGAUUUUGGCUUGUGUACGGGACUGAAAAAGGCUCAUCGCACAGAAUUUUAUAGGAACCUGACGCACAACCCGCCCAGUGAUUUCUCUUUUCAAAAUAUGAACUCCAAGAGGAAAGCAGAGACCUGGAAGAAGAACCGGAGACAGCUGGCUUACUCUACUGUAGGGACUCCUGACUACAUUGCUCCUGAAGUCUUCAUGCAGACGGGAUACAACAAGCUGUGUGACUGGUGGUCUCUGGGGGUCAUCAUGUAUGAAAUGCUCAUCGGCUAUCCACCCUUCUGCUCGGAGACGCCGCAGGAGACGUACAGGAAGGUGAUGAACUGGAAGGAAACCCUCGUCUUCCCGCCUGAAGUCCCCAUCUCAGAGAGGGCCAAAGACUUGAUAUUAAGGUAUUGCACUGAUGCAGAGAACAGGGUCGGAGCUGUGAGUGUGGAGGAGAUUAAGAGCCAUCAGUUCUUUGAGUCCGUCGACUGGGAGCACAUCAGGGAACGGCCUGCAGCCAUCUCUAUCGAAAUCAAGAGCAUCGACGACACCUCAAACUUUGACGACUUCCAAUCAGACAUCCUCCAGCCAGCCAGCUCAACAGAGCCGGACUUCAAAUCCAAGGACUGGGUCUUCCUCAACUACACGUACAAACGUUUUGAGGGCCUGACUCAGCGAGGCACCAUCCCCACAUACAUGAAGGCGGGGAAGGCCUGACACGCUGCAACGUGGAGACAUACAAAAAAAACAAACAACAACAGACGUUUACGGACACAGGGUCGGGCCGUGGAGCCCCCGCUGGUGCUGAAGGCCACGCUGUCGGCCUCUCAGUGUAAUUUAACCCUCAUCACAUGUUAUUUAGGCGUGCUCAGCCUCGGCGAGAACGCCAAGAGCUCAGAAAUUAAGGAGCGUUACCGCAUUACCUCGGUUGUUUAUAUAGCGUCUACACGUGCCGUCUUUAGCCAUAGCUCUCAGGCCAGUUCCUCGACACUAAAUCAGCAUAUCUGCAUGUUAAGCGGCAUUACUGCUUCCGGAGAGGAUUUUUUAAAAAACUGCCUAAACGCGAUAGUGAGAAUAAAGGUUGGAAAACGAAUCACUGCUUUGACAGUGAUGGUUUCUACACUGGAGGCUCCAUUAGCUCUGCUGCAAACAUCAUUUCUAACACUGAAGAUAAAAUCUGUACACUGGAGUCGAACGCUGAAGGAUAAGUGAGUAACGACAGGCCCCUGCCCUUUUGUCACCAAUAUCUCUGGGGAUUUUUGAAGGAAGGUUCCAGCAUGGUUUCCAGGGUUUUGACUCUCUCUCUGCUUUGUUUUUAAGUGUAACUCUCACCGACAAAGAAAGCACAUCAAGAUUCAGCUGACAGAAGCCUCUUACUUUGGUUUUAACCGUCGGUUUAGGUUGUUGCCUUGUAGCCUGGUUCAGCCUCAACAUCACACAUUCAGGGUGCUGAUGGUGCAAGUUCCUGCUAGCAAAAUGCUUUGAUGAUAACAGCCGACCCUUUUAGCCUCAAAAUGCUCUGAGACCAGAGAGGCAUCGUUUAGUAUGUUAACCGUAAUAUUUUACAACCAGGCUUGUGCAGUAGAUGUGUAUUUAAUAUAUCUCUAUAUUUUUUGGAUUGGCAUAAAAGUAUUUUGCAUCUAGCGCCAUCAUCAUGUAAAAAAAAAAAACGAGGUUGGUCCAAUUUGGAUUUGUGAUCAUCUUCUGUGGAUUCUGCUUUUCUGGGUUUAGCAUUUAGCUCAAUGCAGAGCUUUGUCCGUAUGCAUAUGCUCAAAGAGCUGCUAGCGCUGAUGUAAUCUUAUGACGUGUCUCCUUUCCGAUACUUGAGUGCACUGCUGUGUAGCACACUGUGUGCAUCAUCUACCUAUCGGCAUGCUCAAAUAGUGCAGAAAGUUCCAACAGAGUGUUGAAACUCAACCUAGCAUACAGAGGCGCUGCUCGUCAACAGGCAAGGCAGGCAACUGCUUGGGGCCCCAGAUCAUUACGGGGCCCCAAAGCAGCGGCCAUAAAAUGUGCAAACUUUUGCAGUGACGGUUGGAAACCUCCCUAAGGGACUCCCAUCUGACAGAACUCACUGUCUUUGCCCUGCUGAACGCUGAUUGGAGGGCCCCCAAAUUGAUUUUUGCCUAGGCCCCCAACAGACUCUAGAAUCAGCACUGCAAGCAUGAACAUUUAUUCAUUGAGUUGAAACUGUGUGGACUAUGUUGUAACUUUAAUUUGCUUCUGUCUGCCCCAGCUGCAUGCUGGAUGGAAAUGAUGCAGCUAUCUAGUGCCAAUUCAUAACAAGUGUUAUCUCGAGACGCUUUACAAAAGAGCAUCGGGGAUAAGAUGCAGGAAGGAUUUCUCCUUUGUGUUCUUUAUGUUCCUGUUGUCCACACUUCCUUACGGCUGAGGUGGAGGUCGGAGUAGGCCGUAUAUAUAUAAGGCAUAUAUUGGUGAAAAGGAAGGUGCUCCAGUGUGUUUUUAAAGUCUCUUAAAGUGACAGAUGCUUCUGUGCUGCUGAUGAGGGGAGGAGAGUAUAUCAUAUAUCAUGCUGGAACCCUCCUUCCCCCCCCCCAGGUUCUGAUGAAACACCGAGCAUUUUGCCUCAGCGCUGAGAAACAAGUGUUGCCAGGAAACGUGUGAAUGCAGUUUGCCCCUGUGCUCGACAUCCGUUACUGCGGAGUGCCGCUCAUUCACAUCACGCCAAACAAACCGCCAUAGUGUGUCACUUCCCCCUUAAGAGCCGGCUGUUUGUUGUUCAGAUCAGUGCCACAGUCAUUGAUAUUUCUCCUGACUUUAAUCCUUAAUGAAGCCCCAGGGUCGAUCCCUUUCUUCUGAGGUGGACAUGCAAAGUGCCUUUAAAGAGCUGAAGAGCUGAUACUUCAGCAAUCGGAAGGAAUUAAAAAAGUAUUAGAAGAUGAUAAUAAUCAAAGUUAUAGAGCUGAAGGAGAAGGGAGAAGCAAAAGAAGGAAACUGAAGAGAAAAGAUUUAUGAGUCAACUUGUAUGAAACCGUCCCUAAGAAGAAAAAAGAAAAAACUACAAUGUGUCAAAUUUAGUCUGAAACAUGAAACAUUACUGUAAGAAAGCAGAAUCCUGAAAAAGCAUUUCAGCAAGCUGAAGAGUUUUUGUUGGUUGGAUAAUAAAACACAAGGCUCAUAAAAACAAUUCUACAAGGAACAAAAUGUUCAUGUAAAGAUUAAAUAGAUAUUAGAGACUAAAUGAGAUGAGAUUAAAGCUCCUGUGAGGAACCCUCUGGUUUGUCGACCCCCUGUGGACAAAGCUGGGUGAACGAUCUGUUUUCUGUUUUAUUUUCCAUGUGAAUGUGAAAGUAGUCGUUGUUAACCAAUCAUCCUUCUUGGUGUGUUAGGGCCUUUACACUUUUGAAACACGGAGAUCGUUUUAGCCGAUUCGACAUGUUGUAUCGGUCUGUCCUCACUGGAGCUUUAACAUGGAAGAUAUUUUAGACACUUGUGUUCGAGCUGCUUAGAUGUCUUUAUUUAUCUUGUAUAAGAAGACCCUCACCGUGUAUAGCUAAAGUAAAACCUGUCCUAAAAAAACAACAACAACAGUUUAAGCACGUCUGCUUAGAGUUGCGACGAGCCAGCGCUACAAAGUAGUUACCAAAGAUCUCUGAUCAUCUCUCCUCGUGAUCUGAACACACAUUCAGCUGAAGCCGUCGCUUCGUGCACUCAACUCAAUACUACCUUUAAAAAAAAAAAAAAAAAACACCUUUUCAAGAGAGCCAAACAUGUUGAUAGAAAAAUCUGAUGUUUAUACUUCUACACUCGUCAGAAAAAGAAAGUGCUGAGUCAGGUGUUUCUAUGUUGUGUGUCAAAAAAAGCUACAUACAGGGAAAGUGAACACACAGAGGACUUAACCGUCCAGCUGUAGUCGUCGUGAGAAUCACAGUUUGAAAUGUUGGUGGUGCUAUUUCUGAGGGAUCCACAGAGAAAGGAUCUGAACGUGUGGUUUAAUUAUGAGAGAUAAGCGAUGAUAGCCUCUGUCAUCAUAUUUGAUUUGUUAAAUGUAUAAUAAUAGCCUUUAACACUCCACAAAGACUGACACAAAGAACAUAUUCAUUGUUUAAAUUAGGGAUGAUUUAUGUGUAUAUUUCUGCAUUAUUUUGUUCAAUGUUUUUUAAAUUCCAUUCUGUGCUAAAAUCCCUGAAUUUAAAUUGAACUGUUUUCAUGAAAGUCGAUAUUUAAAGGGGCGCUCCGGCUGUUUAGUAAUCAUCAUCCACAAAAAAGGGAGAAAGAAAAGGUAAACACAGGUGAAGCAGAAGAUGCUCAGAUGUUUUGAUGGGGACAGAGGUCUCCUGAGUGACAGAAAAACCACCUUCCUGUAACUGUCACAGAGCUCAUUGAUGCAUACUGGUUGAAAUGGUUUGUCCCGUCCCUCCAAAACAUGUUUCAUGCUGCUUAAUCAAAUCAGAGUCUAGCUAACUGAGCUUGAUGUGAAGAAUAGACGGAGUGCCUCUUUAUUUACCGUGGGAACAUGUCUGUAAAGGUCAAAUCUAACAAUCUGCUUCCCUUCAAAUAAACAACCCUGAUUGGGUCGUUUCCCCUAAUGAUAGAAAUCAAAAUGAUGUCAUCAAAGCUACGACUGUACCGUAGCAGGACGGACGCAUGAUGGAGGAUUUUUGUUGACGUGUGUCAAAACACUGGAACACCCAAACGCAUCCUGGGAGGACGCCAUGUGCAGAGCGUCCUUUUUCCCCAGGAUUGUUUGUGUGACUGACUGUGAGAGCAAAUGUGAAGGAGAAACGUGGCGGUGUUCUCAUGAAGUAGAACCUUUCUGUUGUGAGGUGAUGUGUUGGAUGUCAUGCUCAGUUCUGUGUUGUAAACGGGAAAUGAUUCAACCUUUAGUUUUUUAGUAGCUGCGUAGGAGACGAAGAAGAGAAGAGAGAGAAACUGCUGUACUAGGGAUCCAUACAGUUCUAUUUAAAUGUACCACAUGACUUGAAAUCCAUUACUGUGCCACUUUAUCCAAAGGGAGCUAAAUUAUUUAGAGCUCAUUUUUCUGUGACGAUGAAACCAGUUCAGGAAAUGCUUCACUUUCAUCCCAUAGCCCCGGCUUUUAUUUCUGAUGGACCAAACCGGCUCACUGGUCCAGCCUGCGUCUCGUCAGUCACAUCGAUGUCACAGAAAUCAGUCAUUAUUGAUGUUUAGCAAAGUCAAACCCCUAACUCAGAGAAUGACGAAACACAUAUUUAUUCUCGGCAAAGAACCUCCGACCCCCCCCCCCCCCCCCCCAAACCUCCUCCAGAGACCAGGACUUUGUGUUGAGGUAUUUCUGUGUUUUGCUGUGUACAUAUUGUUGUAGGAACACUUGAAGGAAACUGUUUGUGGAGUGAAGGAGGGAGAUGCUCAUUAAUGUAUUCGUUCAUUUAAUGAGUUUUUAUGUUGAUAACAUGCUGACAAUAAUAAAAUUAAACACUGAAAUACUU
Messenger RNA from Labrus bergylta (ballan wrasse), 6475 nucleotides. Its product is annotated as serine/threonine-protein kinase 38-like. Lineage: Eukaryota; Metazoa; Chordata; Actinopteri; Labriformes; Labridae. Gene Ontology annotation, molecular function: ATP binding; protein serine/threonine kinase activity. The record is from RefSeq and is a predicted model, not a curated record. Gene Ontology annotation, biological process: peptidyl-serine phosphorylation; intracellular signal transduction.